Suhomyces tanzawaensis NRRL Y-17324 is the source of this 1047-nucleotide messenger RNA. RefSeq lists its product as uncharacterized. The transcript has a single exon. The annotation marks the transcript as partial. The record is from RefSeq and is a predicted model, not a curated record. NCBI's taxonomy places the organism in Eukaryota, Fungi, Ascomycota, Pichiomycetes, Serinales, Debaryomycetaceae.
AUGUCCCAGAGAACGCUCUCACGACUACCACCACACGUCUCUGCGGUAGUCAGCCUUUACUCCAAGGCCGUGGCAAGGUACAGUCUCUAUCCCAGCAAGCCAAUCCAGGAGUACAUGCAACGAACCUCGGGAGAACACGAGCGGUUCCAGAACUACAAACUCAGGGCCAAUGCCUACAACAGCCACGACUUCCCGCCAUUGGUCAGCAAAACUAUACGGCCCAUUUUCAAAGCACCCUUGCAGGUGCUGCCUGGGGAGGAUGUCUCCACAGAAGAGCUUGUUGCAUCGCUUUUCCCCAACCAGCUGGCGGCUACCAGUCCAGUCUUCAAGGAGUCCCUCCACUCACAUUCUCACCGUACCGCCAAACAGAACUCCGACUACACUGCCAGGAUCAUCAGCGCCCUAGCAUCCUACUACAGUCCGUUCCAGGCGGUUCCGCCAGUGGCUUCGUUGCAAAACUCAGUGCAAUGGUACCGCAAGUUACUACAAAACACCCCCAUCGUGUUGGUGCUCCGCAAGAAGCACCGUCUCUUCUCUAGCUCGUCAUUGGCACAGCUAGAUGUGGGCACAGUUGAGAUGGCCCAGAGGGUCACUCGCUUGGGCAACACUGUAGCUCAGGACGACGAAGGCGUGGCUGCCACUCGGAGCUACCACUUUACGAACCUCAACACCAUCGACCUCUUUGCAUUAGCGCUCCAGGAGCACGUCAGCAACAGCACACGUCUUAAGGACACCAUUUUUGCCAGCGAACCUCGCUUCGUGGACCACGACGGAAACACGGUGGAGAAGGCCACCGUCGUCGAAUAUUUGCAGCACCAUCCCGUUCAUGAGCUCAUACGGACGUUGGGAAAGUACGAACAAGCCGAAGAAAUGGGCCAGCUGCUCCCGUUUGAUAUGGAAUACACCUCGCAUCACAUCCUCACCAUCGAGGGCCCAGUGGUGGAACGCAACCACCAGGAGCUCCUCGACAUGUUGGACUCGUCCGAGUUCGAGGUGGUGGCAGCUCGGAUCUCGCUCCAACAUCCUGCCAUCCAUCAGUUCUUCACA